Messenger RNA from Acomys russatus (golden spiny mouse), 2072 nucleotides. RefSeq names its product DEAF1 transcription factor (gene Deaf1). Gene Ontology annotation, cellular component: nucleus. The record is from RefSeq and is a predicted model, not a curated record. Bases 16 to 1713 code for a protein of 565 amino acids. The transcript is spliced from 12 exons. NCBI's taxonomy places the organism in Eukaryota, Metazoa, Chordata, Mammalia, Rodentia, Muridae. Gene Ontology annotation, biological process: regulation of transcription by RNA polymerase II. Gene Ontology annotation, molecular function: DNA-binding transcription factor activity, RNA polymerase II-specific; DNA binding.
CUCGGUGGAGUCCGUAUGGAGGACUCGGACUCGGCGGCAAAACAGCUGGGCCUGGCCGAGGCGGCAGCGGUGGCGGCCGCGGCCGCUGUGGCGGCGGCGGCCGCGGCCGCAGCAGAAAGCGAGGCGGAGGAGCCGGUGUUAAGCAGAGACGAAGACUCGGAGGAGGACGCGGACUCCGAGGCGGAGCGCGAGACGCGGCGGGUCACGGCUGUGGCGGUGAUGGCGGCCGAAUCUGGGCACAUGGAUAUGGGUACCGAGGCUCUACCCAGCCCCGAUGAGGCUGCCGCUGCCGCCGCCUUCGCAGAAGUGACCACGGUGACUGUGGCCAACGUGGGGUCCUCUGCAGAUAACGUCUUCACAACAUCCGUGGCUAAUGCGGCAUCCAUAUCAGGACAUGUCCUGUCUGGUAGGACAGCCCUGCAGAUCGGGGACAGUCUGAACACUGAGAAAGCCACACUAAUAGUUGUCCACACAGAUGGGAGCAUUGUGGAGACCACCGGGCUGAAGGGCCCAGCAGCACCUCUUACCCCAGGUCCUCAGUCUCCUCCUACCCCACUGGCACCUGGCCAGGAGAAAGGUGGUACCAAGUACAACUGGGACCCAUCGGUUUAUGACAGCGAGUUACCUGUGCGCUGUCGGAACAUCAGUGGCACGCUGUACAAGAGCAGGCUCGGCUCAGGAGGCCGGGGUCGGUGUAUCAAGCAGGGGGAAAACUGGUACAGCCCAACUGAGUUUGAAGCCAUGGCAGGAAGAGCCAGCAGCAAGGACUGGAAGAGAAGCAUCCGCUACGCCGGCAGACCCCUGCAGUGUCUCAUCCAGGAUGGUAUUUUGAACCCUCAUGCUGCCUCCUGUACCUGUGCUGCCUGUUGUGACGACAUGACUCUAAGUGGCCCUGUCAGGCUCUUCGUCCCUUACAAAAGGCGCAAGAAAGAGAAUGAGCUGCCCACGACUCCAGUUAAGAAGGAUUCCCCCAAGAACAUCACGCUGCUCCCCGCCACAGCAGCCACCACCUUCACUGUGACACCCUCAGGACAGAUCACUACCUCCGGAGCACUAACCUUUGACCGAGCAUCCACUGUAGAGGCCACUGCUGUCAUCUCUGAGAGCCCGGCCCAAGGCGAUGUCUUUGCAGGAGCCACGGUGCAAGAGGCAGGUGUGCAGCCCCCCUGCAGGGUUGGCCACCCUGAACCCCACUACCCUGGCUAUCAGGACAGCUGCCAGAUUGCCCCAUUUCCAGAAGCUGCAUUGCCAACAUCACAUCCCAAAAUCGUCCUGACACCCCUGCCCGCCUUGGCUGUGCCCCCCUCCACCCCCACCAAAGCCGUCUCUCCCACCGUGCUCAGUGGGCUGGAGAUGUCAGAACAGCGCAACUGGCUGUACCUGGAAGAGAUGGUCAACUCCUUGCUCAGCACAGCCCAGCAGCUGAAGACGCUGUUUGAACAAGCCAAGCAGGCGAGCUCUUGCAGGGAGGCUGCUGUGACCCAGGCGAGAAUGCAGGUGGAUGCAGACAGGAAAGAGCAGUCAUGUGUCAACUGCGGCCGGGAGGCCAUGAGUGAGUGUACCGGCUGCCACAAGGUUAACUACUGCUCCACAUUCUGCCAGCGCAAGGACUGGAAAGACCAUCAGCACGUCUGUGGCCAGUCAACCUCUGUCACUGUCCAGGCUGACGAAGUCCAUGUUGAAGAAAGUGUAAUAGAAAAAGUUGCUGUUUGAGCCAGGCUUCUCCCUGCUCUGCUGUGAGGACGUACCAGGCUUAGGCCCUCUGAUGACUGUGGGGGCCACUGAGAAGAGGGGCCAUGGGAAACUUGCAGGACAAGUUGCUAACAGACGAUGCCCUUGGAAAGGAACUCCUGCCAGAGACUGAGGAAUGCUGGUGGCUUUCGGAAUGGGGCACUCUGUCACAGCCCAGGGCCCUCGACCUAUCAUGGUGCUCUUUCAUGCCUGGAUCAUGAGUGUGUCUUUACCCAUGGGGGUCCCCUAUGCCACGUGUACAUAUCUGUUGUAUCUGUUAAUAAGGUUGUAAAUAAAGCCCUCACCGUCCCACCUAGAUGUUGCCAUUACAAAGCCCACUU